UUCAAACAGCCAUCCUCCCUCUGUUCCCCUCUCCCUCUCCCUCUCCCUCUCCCUCUCCCUUCUCCCAUUUGUUUUCCUUCACAUUCCUCUCACCGUUUUCGGCCGGGCCUACAAUUUUGAUUUAAAAGAAAACCAUCUUGAGAAUCAAUAACGAAGGGAAAUUGAAAUCGGAUCGAAGGGUUGAGGGCGAGAGGAGAAGAAUGAGCACUAAGAAGAAAACAUCGCAGGGUCACUUGAGUAGAACACGCAUAGGAAAGUACAAUCUGGGAAGAACCCUGGGUGAGGGGAGUUUCGCAAAGGUCAAGUUCGCUGAGAAUGUCGAGACCGGCCAGUGUGUGGCGAUCAAAAUCUUGGAUCGUGAUCAAGUUCUACGUCACCGUAUGGUCGAACAGAUAAAAAACGAAAUCUCAACGAUGAAGCUCAUCAAGCAUCCCAAUGUCAUUAAAAUAUUUGAGGUUAUGGCGAGCAAGACAAAGAUUUACAUCGUGAUCGAGUUCGUUAAUGGUGGCGAGCUCUUCGACAAAAUUGCCAGGCACGGGAGACUCAAAGAAGAUGAGGCUAGAAGCUAUUUCCACCAGCUUAUUAAUGCUGUUGAUUACUGCCACAGUAGAGGCGUCUACCAUAGAGAUUUGAAGCCAGAAAAUCUUCUUUUGGACUCCUAUGGUGUUCUUAAAAUUUCAGAUUUUGGAUUGAGUGCUUUCUCACAGCAAGUUCGGGAGGAUGGAUUGCUUCACACUGCAUGUGGCACUCCAAAUUAUGUUGCUCCAGAGGUACUUAAGGAUAAGGGUUAUGAUGGAAAAUCAUCUGAUAUUUGGUCUUGUGGAGUUAUUCUGUUUGUACUUAUGGCUGGUUAUUUGCCUUUUGAUGAGCCAAACCUUAUAACCUUGUAUAACAAAAUUGGGAAGGCCGAUUUCACUUGUCCGUCAUGGCUUUCGCCUGGUGCAAAGAAAUUCAUAAAGCGUAUUCUUGAUCCAAACCCUCUUACACGUAUAACUAUCCAUGAUAUCUUAAACGAUGAAUGGUUCAAGAAAGGGUACAAACCACCCAAAUUUGAGGAGGAAGAGGAUGUAAAUCUUGAUGAUGUAGAUGCAGCUUUUAAUGACUCAACGGAACACUUUGUAACAGAAAGGAAAGAGAAACCCGAGUCCUUGAAUGCUUUUGAGUUUAUCUCUAGGUCUCAAAGCUUUAGCCUUGACAAGUUGUUUGAGAAGCCUACGGGUCAUGUGAAGCGAGAAACCCGUUUUGCUUCCCAUUGUCCUCCUAAUGAAAUCAUCUCCAAAAUUGAGGAAGCUGCAAAGCCUCUGGGGUUUAACGUUCACAAGCAAAACUACAAGAUGAAGUUGAAAGGUGACAAAAAUGGGAGAAAGGGCCAACUUUCUGUGGCCACCGAGGUGUUUGAGGUGGCUCCCUGCUUACAUAUGGUAGAGCUCCGGAAAACUGGGGGUGACACAUUGGAGUUUCACAAGUUCUACAAACAAUUUUCAUCGGGAUUGAAAGAUGUGGUCUGGAAAGCUGAAGACAUUGCUGAAGAGCCAUGAUGAAGAAAAACUGUCUUGCGUGGUUCCAUGUUCAUCUUUUGAGCUUUAGCCAAGCAAUGAUGUGGGUGAUUUCUAUUAUUGGUUGGGCCUCUGGGGGGUUAAGAAAAGAGUUCAUUUUUGUUUCCUUAGGAAGAAACCAAUUUCAUUGAAAUUUUGCAUUCAUUAGAAGGAGUAAAUGCAGUAUUUAGAGACGGUCUUCUUUAUUUUUUAAAUCUUUAAAUAAAGUUAUUGUGAUUUCAAAUAAUUGUGUUGAGUCCAAAAUUGGCAUAUCAGGUCU
Molecule: messenger RNA, 1815 nt
Organism: Gossypium raimondii (Peruvian cotton)
Lineage: Eukaryota; Viridiplantae; Streptophyta; Magnoliopsida; Malvales; Malvaceae
Product: CBL-interacting serine/threonine-protein kinase 9
Exons: 15
Coding region: 201-1538 (445 amino acids)
Biological process (GO): protein phosphorylation; signal transduction
Molecular function (GO): ATP binding; protein kinase activity
Source: RefSeq, a predicted model, not a curated record